CAAAUUUUCACCUUUGCAACUUUCCACCUUUACUUUUACUUUUAAUAUUUGCUUUUUUUUUUUCCAAUUCGCACCAUUUCGUUCAAUUUGUUUUAUUUUCCUCACUUUUUCAUCACUUUUACCAUACCUCAGUGCUUAUCACACACACACACACACACACACUCUCUCUCUCUCUCUCCCUCCCCCUCUCUUUGUAUUUCCCUUUCCUUUUCUCUCAAUGAUGUCUGAGCUAGCUCCUCCAAAUAAGACCCCGCCGAAUCAAAUAGGCAACAGCAAGACAGGUGGCACUAUCCAAACGCCCUCAAAAAAUCAAAAAAAGGAGGAACUGCCGCCCGGGGAAUCGGAGCCCCCCGAAGUACGCGAUAGGCGCCGUCAGCGGCUGCUGAAAUGCCUCGGCGAUAACAUUGAGAAGGUUGAUCUGUUUGAUGACUUUGUCAAAUCGCUGGGCGUGAAGCAGCGGUAUAAUCAGUUCAUCGAGGAUUGGCCUGAUCUCUUCCUCAACAUAGCCAAGGGGUCGCCAGUGGUUGAUAGCAAGGGUAUCGUGGCCAAUACAGGUUACCCGAUUGAGGAGUUCGGCGAUUUCCCCAUUGCUGACGUGUUCAAAAGCAACUCGGGGAAAUUGAUCGGGUUGACUAAGGAAGCUUGCUUGGUCAAAUAUUUUAUUCUUCUCUUCAACGCGAUGGUCAAUGCGGUUGAUGUCGCAAAUGGGGGUAUUCCAGCAGGCAGAACUCCAGUCCCAGAGUGUGGGCUUAAUCUGGGUGACCAUCAGAGCGAUGCUAUACUAGGCACACCGCACAAGCCAGACAUCGCAUUUUACUACAGUGACUACGCAGAGGAGAACGCUCAUUCCAUCCAUGCUAUACUCGAGGCCAAGAUGGAUCCAAACUCCAGUAGAACUCCAGAGGAUACUCGUGGCCAGCUCGCAGAUUACGGACAUUUACUUAAUGAUCAGCAGGCAACCCGCACGUUUGCGCCUAUCUUCUACCUCCAUGGGCACAUCCUGACGCUUCACACAUAUUAUCGUGACAAACUGUACAUCGUCGAGCUCGGCCAGCUAUGCUUUAAUACGAAUAAUUGGACGUCUCGCCGAGCUAAAAGAAUUCAGUCAUGCCUCAUGCAGUUCUGGUUCCUGUUGACUCUUGAGUCGAACAUCUUCGGACAUUUCUGCGAUGUCUCGAAGAAAUCUAGCUCUUUCAUUUUUUCGCAGGAAGUCGAUGUGGAGAGCAAGGGCGAUUCAAAGAUCGAAGUCUUAUACUCAGCUUCCAAGCAUGUCAAGGAUGUCAAGGAUGUCAAGGAUGGCGCUGCUCUGUUUUGUAUCAAGGAGACAAUAGCGCGUUAUUCAUACAUGAUUGGGCGCCAUGUCCAUUUAUUCAGGGGGACUUGCAAAGGUCGUGAUGCUGUGCUGAAGCUUUCCUGGACCCCAUCAAGACCAAAAAGGAGAUACGCAAGCUAGUUCCUAGCUUUGUCAAGCAGCUGACCCUGUGCCUUGCCCAGGCAAAUGACACUGGUGUCCUGCACAGGGAUAUCUCAGCAGGGAAUGUGUGCAUCAAAAACGACAAGGUGUAUGUCAUUGACUGGGGCUGUGCCAAGGUCAUUGGCUGGGGGACUACUAAGGAUGCUGCCAGGGAUGCUCCUAGGGAUGCUGCUGAGGA
Kickxella alabastrina is the source of this 1652-nucleotide messenger RNA. RefSeq lists its product as uncharacterized. The transcript is spliced from 3 exons. The record is from RefSeq and is a predicted model, not a curated record. NCBI's taxonomy places the organism in Eukaryota, Fungi, Kickxellomycota, Kickxellomycetes, Kickxellales, Kickxellaceae. The coding region runs from base 218 to 1453 and encodes 411 amino acids.